AUGGCCUCAUAAUUAUUGGAAAAGCUAUUUCAAAAUAAUCCUCAAUUGAAUGAAAUCUAAAGAGAUCACAUUUCUGAGACAUUAUAAUACUUAGAGAAACAUAAAAUAUCUUUAUUGUUUGAAGUAAAAGUUAAAAUGAUUAAUAUUAGGAAUUAUUAUCAUAAUUGAUAUUGGGGAUGGAUAACUAACCAAGAAAAACACUAUUAGAUGCACUAAAAAAUUAUAAAAAUUAAUAAUUCUUUGAAACAAGUGAUUAUGAAGUAAUGUUUGAACAUUUUGAUACAUUUAAUUAUAAAACAGUCAAAAUUGAUUCAAUCAAACAAGGAUUGUAAAUAAUUGGAAUUACAAAAUCAUUAGAGGAAAUAAAUUAAAAAUACUAAGCAAUUUUAAAAAAAGGAUUUGUCAAUAAAAAUGAAUUUGUUGAUAUUUUAAAAAGUGAGUAUAGUAAAAGAUGAA
This is a messenger RNA of Paramecium sonneborni, 456 nucleotides long. The record is from the annotation of a GenBank genome assembly. Lineage: Eukaryota; Ciliophora; Oligohymenophorea; Peniculida; Parameciidae.